Molecule: messenger RNA, 528 nt
Organism: Coccomyxa subellipsoidea C-169
Lineage: Eukaryota; Viridiplantae; Chlorophyta; Trebouxiophyceae; Coccomyxaceae
Exons: 3
Coding region: 1-528 (175 amino acids)
Source: RefSeq, a predicted model, not a curated record
AUGGGGGAUCACGGGGAUGGCAACCUGCCAGCAUCCUCACCCACGAGUAUCAUCAAGCACCUUGAGACAAGGGCGGCAUAUGAGAAGCUGAGCAUUCUGGACAAAGGGUUGCUGAUCAACUACCUCCAGCACAAAAGUGGAGCGCGUGUCACAGCCGUCCUGACAGAGCCCAUAUGGAAGCUUGUUGGGCGUGUAGAGGAGAUGAGUGCCCUCAAAGAUCCUGAGUGGACGCAUGUGGGAGUGAUCACGGCAGACAUUCGCAGAGACUGGUUCUUCUUUGACACCCGCAUGUCUUUGGAGCGACUGGACAUCUUCCUUGAGUUCUACCCUGCCAGGCCGGCACCGAGGCUGGGGCGCAUCAACAUGGCAGAGCUUGAGCUUCUGAUGUACCCUGCCGGCCACAGGACAUUCCCCCGCACUGCAGUCUACAGCAAAUCAGAUGCACUGCCAUGCACUGCUGCUUACACCGAAAAGGGCCUGCAUCUAGCAUCAUCUCAGUCACUUCUGGCAGUAUCUGCUGGAGUUUGA